UGUACCGGGCUGCAAAGUUUCCGCUUCCGAGGUGACGACGGCAGCAGCGGUAGCCGGGAGGGCUCGACGACGGGGGUACCAAUUUGUCCCCCCGGGGAAAGGGGAGCUUGGAGCGACGGGAGCAGAGUCAGGUUGAAACUAGAGGAAGAGACGCAGUGAUUUUGUGACGGCUUCACAAGAAGGACCUUGGCAUCUUUCCUCCAGAGUGGGCCACCCUGAAGGGUGAUUUAUGUUUUGGGUGUCCCGUCUGCAAGAGUGGUGCAGUCUGUAGCUUCCCCCAGCUUUCACAGAGCUGCGGAAACUUGCUGUGCACCAUUCUGGGCUCUCCAACUCCAGAAAGAUGUCAACAAAGUGGAAGCUAUUGGACAGGACCAGCGCAGAAACAACUUGCUGAAAGAUUUUAAGAGUCUUAAAAUUCAUUCCUUGGUGAGAGAGAGAGAGAAAGCGUAAGCACUUGGCGUAAUCUACGUAUUGAGGACUGUCAGACAAACGCAAUGGCUCAGGCAAGUCUCCUGGCCUGCGAGGGCCUCUCCGGGGUUUGUCUUGUUCCAACUGUGGCCAGCAAGAAGAUGAUGCCGAAGCAAAGCUCCAAGCAGGUGGAGAACGGAGAGAGAGGGGGUGCAGCGGACAUGCUGGGCCACCAUAAAGAGAGUGAGAAAUCACGCAGCCGGAAGGAAGAGGAAGCAACAGAAGGGUCUCCAACUAAAAAGUCCCUUAAAAAGGUGGUGGUGAUUGAGCAGAAUGGAUCCUUCCAGCUCCGGAUUCCCAAGAACUUUAUUUGUGAGCACUGCUAUGGAGCAUUCCGGAGCAGUUACCACCUCAAGAGACACAUCCUCAUCCAUACAGGUGAGAAGCCGUUUGAGUGUGAUGUGUGUGACAUGCGCUUCAUCCAGAAAUACCACCUGGAGCGCCACAAACGUGUUCAUAGUGGGGAGAAACCAUACCAGUGUGAGCGCUGCCUGCAGAGCUUCUCCAGAACAGAUCGGCUGCUGAGACACAAACGAAUGUGUCAGGGUUGCCCAGGCAAAGCAUCCGACUCACAGCUGCUGCUUUAGGGGUAGGCUGGGAAAGGGGCAUUUACAAGGAGUGAAAAGCCAACAGGAUUCUCUGUGGGUUCUUUGUUGGUUUGGGUUUUUUUGGCGCUUCUGUUUGCCUGCUGGGCCUACCCCUCUGGACUGGGGGAGACCUGAGCGGGGCACAGACUUUCAGACAAGGUCUUGACACUGUAAAUAAGUUGAGGACAAACAGGGGCUUGCUUCCCAGCCAGCAGAAACCCCUUGCAAUUGUGGAUGAACUUUGCCUGGGUUGUUCUCUUCUUUUUUUCUUUUUUUGGAAGUAAUCACCAUUUGCCUCAGGAAAGGCUUUGAGAGAACAGCUGGGCCUCCUGCAGGUCCUCAUGAGGACAGUCAAUGCUCUUGAUUGAUAGAUCUGCCAGCUGGCCCAACCUCUGAGCUUGAGAAGAUGACAGAGCGACAGCCUAAUCCAUGGUCUUUUAAAGAAACACGCGCACACAAAUUAAGACACACAAGCACCAAACUGUUUUUUUCCAGGGCUCAGACACAAAAGCAAUGGAUUUAAGAGAGGUAGCAACUGAAGACUUUCAUUCCAAGAGUCACGGGAGUCUGUUUCUCAUCAGAGCCUUGUUGUAAGGUCUACAGAGCUUUUUAUUUUCCUAAAGUAUCUUGGUUUAUGAUUUCUCGACCCUCAGGUUUCAAGAAACAAGGGCUGGAGAGGGUGGCGGUUAUUGUUAAAGUCUGCUCUUCAGGUGUUACCACUGGCACGAUUCAUGAGAUACUGAUGAUAUUCAGCUGGUUGGCGGGACACAUCUGACUACUCUCCAUGACUUGAAGAGAGUUUCAGGCCUUUACAGAAAGUUGGCUCCUGUCCCCCUUCCCUGUACAUAUCCAUAGAUUCAGGAUCCAUCCAACUGAAUGCCCCUGCAUCGUUUUUCAGAUGUGAAUCCUUGUUUCCUGAGCUAGCUACAGUCCAGGGUCACCAAUCUUUGACUGUCUACACUUCAGGGAUUGGGACUCAAAAGUCUUCCUCUGUGGCAGUGGGGAAUGAUAGUUCAUUUUGGGUGACAUGGGGAAAUAAUUCACAAUAUGAACUACAGAACUGAAUGUUUGGGGGCCAGAGUCCAUUAACACCCUUGCUCCAUUAAAUCAUUUUCUUGAGCCUGAUGGAAGUACAGCUGCUAUCUUGGGAAGCAGAGGCUCCUGGUUGCUCUGGGCUGCCCAGUUGUUACAGGCCUAGUUGAUAGAAGCCUCUUGCCAAAGGGUUCAGCCUGUUUCAGAAUACGCAGUUUCAGCCAGUGCUAUUUUCUCUGCUUGGUUUCAGUGAAGUCUUACAGGGAAAGCAGAGGUCUCCAAAGUCUGUCAUUGGUUCUUGCAUUUGCAGAGGUUUGGCCUAGAGAGGAGAUAAUGACCCACUACGUACUCUUGUCAUUGAAACUUCCACCUGUGCAACUGGAAAGGUUUGUAAAUAGAGGUAGGAUGUUUCAGCCACAACUGCUUUCUCCAAAUGUACAAUCGCCUAAAGAAUUCCAGUGCACAAGCAAUAGAGGCUAUGCUCUAGAGGCUGAGCAGAGAAAUACCACUUGGUAAUUUGUAGAGAUGUUUGUUGUAGAGGUGACAGUUAUGCUCUUGGUCAUUUCCAAAGUGGCUGUCUCCCCAGGAAACCCUGCUACUUAGAUUCCCUUGCCCUUCCAUAGCCAUUCUGGCUAGAGCAAUCUGGGACACUUGAGUGCUUAGUGAUCUGUGGGCCUGUACUCUUCCCACAAGAGACACUGCACUGGAGCACUUAACCCAGCACAAGCUCACAAUUUAGCCAAAGUGGUAUGAUGGAACAGAAGGAACCAUUCGGAAUAUACAGGAAACACAAUCGCAAGUUUUGCAACCAUUUCUUCUGUGCUCCUUUUGGAAGAGCAAGUCAGGUCCUGUUGUGAGAGGGAAAGGAUGUUAAAUACUCAGGCUGCUUCCUGGUCUUUUUGGCUACUUCCCCUGUAGUCUGCCCAAGUAGACACUGAAGAGCAAAGAAAGCUUGUCGAAUUCUUUUUCUGUGUGUGUGUGUGUGUGUUUGUUGGAAGAGCCAGUGUUUCACUUCCACUCUGCUUAAUUAGGUAAAGCACAGUGCAAACUCCCAUUGUAGCCAGAGUUAGCAGCAUUUCCUUUUACUUGGCACACCAUUUAUGCUGAAUAGUUCAUGUGCCUGAUUGUCAAUGUAACUCUUGGAAUUGUGACUUGUUGCUAUUUUGAUGGGGGCCAGCAAAAAGCAUUCUCCAACCACUGCAACUUUGAAACAACAAAUGAGCAACCAUGUGGCUUGCUUUCUUUCAUCUUUAUAAUUUCUGCUUAGAAAUUAUAACCACCUAUACUGCUUUCCCCAAAAGGAUAAAUGGGAUUCUGCAUUAGAAAAGGUGCAUGGAAAUAUGGGGCGUUGAGAAGGAAGCAGGAGGGAUUGUUUCUUAUGCCACAAUUCCAUGAGGAAGCAAUAGCAUGCUGAAUCUGAAGAAUCUUGGCUCAAGGUGAAGAGAAAGGCAGAAUACUAUAUAUACUGUGGAGGGAAAGUCUCUUUCUCGAACACUAGGUGUUGCUGUUCUGCACUCUUCUAGUUAAUCCUCCGGCACUAAUCCGUCAGGAAUUGAGACAUGACAUAACCAAGCAUAGUCAGUGUUGCUGCUUAUUGCUCCAUUCAGUAGGCUGGAAACAUACAUCGCUUGAGCUGAACUGCUGCUUGCUGCGAAUUCCCCUCUGUGCCAAACAGGGUAAUAGCCCCCCCCAUUGCCCAGAUCCCUUUUAAGCACGUGUGAUUCAGAUUUCAAAGGUGUUUGGGUUUUUUUAAAUCUGCCUGCAAGUAUGCUAUCUAUAAGGCUUUGGGAUGGUGGCAACACUGUAAUGUGCUGUGGAAUGAGCACUCUUUUUGUCUGCUGUUAUACUUGGAAAACAAAGGAGGGAGGCACUGAUGCAGAAGCAGGACAAGAAGCAUAAAAAGUGUGCUGAAGAUGUAUUUCUCUGAGCCCAGCAUGUUUUGAGUCAAUGCCUAUUCUAAAGAGAGCUAUAUGAGGUGAUAUAAUGAAGUUGUAGACAAGCCAUUUAGUAUGGUUUUAAAAGACUAUCUACAAAUGUAAAUGCAUCAUAAAAACUAUGCAUCAAAGUUGUAUACAACACUACUUAUACAGUGGCGUAAAUUGAACUUAAAAAUUGUCAUACUUCCCUGAAAAUAUACCAGCCCAAUCAUAAAUGCCAAAAAAGGAAGGGUUUUCUUUAUACUCUUAUAGGCAAGCAUGGUCAUUUAUUUGACAUGUCAUCACAGCUCUGUCACUGUUUCAUUUUACCAUCCUUUUGGUUCCUGUAAUAUUACAGGCUCUCGUGCCUUUAAGUACAUUGCAGUCAUAUGGCUAAUCUCAUUUCUGAGACAGACUUUCUUUUUCAGUUCACUUGGUUCUGUAGGACUAUGUGCCUUGAGGUUUUCUGCUGCUGUAGAUUUAAUCCCUUUCCUGGGCUGAAGAGCAUUUUCCCUUCCUCCUUUUGAGAAACACCAUAGUCCCUUUUCUCAUUUGGCCAUGAAGGCCAAAUAAAGUUUCCUCUGGACUUAUUCUCUCAAAUGACUCUUGGGACAGUAUAGACUUCUUUGUUUAGUCAGGAAACAUUAACCUCUUUCCAACAUAGGUUAGGUUUUGAUAAAAGGACUUUAUCAUACUUGUAUGAUAAGGGGACACAGAUAAGAGAUUUUGCUUACAGUAAAUCAAAGACUUAGUUGCAUCUUAAGUUGUGUUGUGCAAGUGUCGUACUUUGCUGCAACUUUUGGCAUCAUGAUGCAUUUAAUUUUCUAGAUAUUAUUUCUAGAAAACAUCUUAUUGGCAUUUUGGAUUAUAUACUGCCUCUAGAGUCACAGACUUGAUACAUGUUGGGCUUAAGAAAAUACAUAACCUGUAGACCUUUUUCAUGGUUUUCGUCUGUUUUUACUGUUGCAUUUAGACAAUGCAGUUGUUUGGUAGCCAUCGGUCUCCCCACACCCUGUAAAUAAGCCAGCAAAGGAAAACUUGUCCUCUUGCUCAGGACAAAAUGUGGUGGAGCCCUAACCUUGUUCUGGAGCAGAGAUGCAAGUUUUCUAGACAUUUUGGGGGAAACCCUUUACAUGAAAUUCUUAGAAAAUUUUAUUAUGCAGAUUCUCCUAAUGCCCUCAAUAUAUUGCGAUCUGGUUUGAUAUGUUUGAACUAUAUAUUUGGGUUUCUCUUUUUAAAAAAAAUCUCCAUAUUGAUUUUUCCAUACCAUAUUGCAAGGGUGUUCAAGUAGCCAAGUAGUUGAACUGAUAUAUAUUUAACUGGGAGGUGGGGGAAGGAAUAAAGACACUUAAUAUGGUUUUACUGAAACAAAUUCAAAACAUUAUAUGGAAAGAAAUGGUUUUUUACUGGAAUACUAAAAUCAAUAAAACAUCCAUAUACUCUCUCACAUACUUCCUGGGGUAAUCACCUGAAAAACAUUAAUAUAACUUAGAAGAUUGCCAUGUGAUAUCACAUUGGCAUCCAUUCUUUGUUACUAAUGAAUUUUAUAAAGCAAUGAGUUUUUAGGAAUGGUAAUUCUUUUCAACAGAAAAGUGUAGGAUCCCCAUAUCUCUGCUCUGGAGCCUGUCUCCCCACACAUAGUAAUAGCUUACAUCAGACACUGACUGCACAUGAACUUUGCUGUUGUGGUUUUUCUUGGAAUCUGUCAAUAGUGUGUGGGCCACAUAGCUGCUACAGAGAGAGUGGGUGGGUGGAGAGGAUGUAGCUUCUGUUUUCUGUUGCAGACACCUUCCUCGUACAGUUGGCAUGCUGCCAAUUUGUGGUUUAUCUGCUACCGCAGGUUGCCAUUUCAGCAUAGGGCCCUGUGGUUCCACUCAACCCUGAAAGUGAAUUGUUUGCAAAGUAUGACUAUCUUGCAUAACACAUCUGUGUCUGAUGUACCCUAUUGUUCUCAGAGGGAGAGUUUUCAAGUGUCUGGGGUGGGGGGGAUGCUUUGGGGGAAACAUGAAACAUGGGUCCUCCUUGGGUGUUUAGAGCAUAGUCUGCAAGUUUCUAGUGGCUACUGCAGAGUAAUUCAGCAAAAUUCCAUGGUCAAGCUCUUCCUAGACAGUGCCACUUCAGGUGGUAGGUGGCAUGUAUGAAUGUGUUGUGAUGAGAGGGGAAAGUGCUCUACACACAGGCUGACAUACAGAGAAAGGAAGUGCACAGGUGCUGUGAAAGAGCAGCCUUACAGAACUUCCCAACUAACUGUACUGGUGUACCAGGAAGCAGCCAUUUUUGACAUCCUCCCUUUCCUCAGGAAGCCCUCUGUGCCACCUGGAAAUGCAUCCGCUAAAGCAGGUAUCCUCAAUGUUGGGCCCCCAGAUGUUCUUGGGCUUCAACUCCCAUAAUCCCCAGCCAAAGGCCACUGGGCCUGGGGAUUAUGGGAGUUGAAGUCAAAGAACAUCUGGGGGCCCAACGUUGAGGAUCCCUGCGCUAAAGGGACUGCUGUGAGAUACAUUUUCAGGUGGCUCAGAGGCCUUCCCGCCUAAGAAAAGAGUGUCAAAUGGCUGCUUCACUGUUGCAGAUAGUUGGGAGGUUCCGUUGGCCUGCUUUCUCGCUGCACCAGUGCCUCCUUGCUCUGAAUGGAAAGCUCUUAUAUGGGAGGGCAGGGUGCAUCCUAACCUCCUCCCUGAUACUUUCAUUUUCUGCACAUAGGGGAGUAUUUUCUUUCUCCUUUCCCCUUCUCCAUAGAGGAGCAGUUGAGCAUGCAGCUUUCCCUGUCUGAAAUGGCAGUCUGAGAAAAGCCUUAUCAUAUUCUGCUGUGGUAAAUUGGCCCUUAGUCCCAGUGAAGUCAGUGAUACUUUGAUUAAGCAAUUCAAGCAUUUCAGCAUUUAUGAUUUAAACCAGGGUUUCUUAACCUUGGGCCCCCAGACGUCGUUGGACUACAACUCCCAUCAUCCCCAGACAUGGCCUUUGUGGCUGACGAUGAUAGGAGUUAUAGUCCAACAACAUCUGGGUGCCCAAGCUUAAGAAACCCUGAUUUAAACUGUUGGUCUUGUUCUUGACUGUUGUACAGCAAUGACAAAAGCCCUUGGCUAAACUGCUUGCAGGUGGGAUGAGUGGUUCAUAUCAACAAGGGAUUGGCCAUAGCUCUUAGUGAGAUGGGUGUCCUUGAAAAGGGCCUCUUGCAUUUCUUGUUGGUGGAGGUGAAUUUGGGUACAGAAGUGCAACCUGACUAGAAAGUUUCACUGGCUGCCACAGGGGAAGGUGCAAAGGGCCACCAGUUUCAAAAUGAAUCUUGUUUGUUCAAAUAGUAGCGUGAAGAAGUGGUGUCAGAAGAAAGUUGUCUUGACAACGUGUCACAAGGGUGAGAUGAACAGAAAUGCUCCCUUGCAGCUACAAGCAGGAAUGUCACGUCGGCUCUCUGUGUUAAACGUUCUUCAUAGUGCCAGAAAGGUCAGUUGCCCAGCUCUCACGGUUGUGAAGAAUUAAUAGAACUGCAAGGCCGUCUGAUGCAAAGCAGUAGCAGCUUGGAAACUGGGCCCUGUGUAAGCUGUGAAACGUUUUCUCCUAGCAUGGAGAACAUGCAGAUUUCAUGCAGACUUGCAAUCAAACACAGCCUGUUUAGAUGCAGUGUCUUAACCCUCCUGGAGGUUGCAGAAAAGCCCAGUGUUGUGAAUGCACUUGGGGUAGUGAGCUUUUGCCUGAGGUUCCCCGCCCCCUCCGCCCGACUCAAAAUGUUCCUUGUAUACACAGCCAAGUUCAUGGAUAAGCUGCUCGCUUUUUAGCUGUGGCCUAGGAUUAAUACGCUUUGGGGAGUAGCUGCAUUUCCCUUUGCUGUCUACCCCCAUGUUCUCCGAGGCCAGCAUCAUGGGUCUGGGGGCAUGGCUUGGAGCUUGUUGAAACUCCUCUUUUCAGUGGUGUGUCCAUGAGAUUCCCCCAGGGAAUGGUGCUUGGUGAGACUCAGUGUAUGCAGUAGACUUGCUUCUGGGUGGAUUUUUUGCUAGCCUUGAUUUUAGAAAGGGGGUGAGGCAGGGAAAAGGGGGUGCUGUUUUGCAGUUCAUACUGAUGGACACAGCGUCCUUCCGCUCAGCAAGGGAGAGAAAAUCCCAGCACUUCUUGGCUUUUGUGUUCAGCCAGACCUUGCCCAUGUUACUCCAGCCUCACAGCCUAGCAUUGGUCAAAGUCAAAAAGCCUCUUUCCUCUCCUCUCCCGUGCUUAUUUUCUCUUCUCCCUCCCUCCCCCCACUUCCCUUUAAUUCACUUAUUUUUAUUAUGGGGGAGGGAAUUGGGGCAGGGGUGUGUUACCCAAGGGCAGGAUCACUUUUAAACUAGUUUUUAUAAAAUGUUAUAAACUUGUAUCUUUUUACUAUUACAGUGUGGUGUCUGUCCCUUUUUGUGAUCUAUUUUAGGCUACUGAAAUAAAAUAUGUUUGCUUCUCCCCCUUC
Messenger RNA from Hemicordylus capensis (graceful crag lizard), 8432 nucleotides. It is a transcript of the gene ZNF740, whose product is annotated as zinc finger protein 740. Gene Ontology annotation, biological process: regulation of transcription by RNA polymerase II. The transcript is spliced from 7 exons. Lineage: Eukaryota; Metazoa; Chordata; Lepidosauria; Squamata; Cordylidae. Gene Ontology annotation, cellular component: nucleus. The coding region runs from base 495 to 1055 and encodes 186 amino acids. The record is from RefSeq and is a predicted model, not a curated record. Gene Ontology annotation, molecular function: RNA polymerase II cis-regulatory region sequence-specific DNA binding; DNA-binding transcription factor activity, RNA polymerase II-specific.